Cylicostephanus goldi is the source of this 234-nucleotide messenger RNA. The record is from the annotation of a GenBank genome assembly. NCBI's taxonomy places the organism in Eukaryota, Metazoa, Nematoda, Chromadorea, Rhabditida, Strongylidae.
AUGCUACACUCCAUGCUGUUCCUGUUCUCCGCCUUCGUUGCUCCGGCAGAUGUUGUCACAACUCCAUCAAGCAAUAAGGAUCUUCCAGUUAUUCAAAUCCAACUGCCUGAUCAAAUUCUUCGCAAUAUUGCUGCCGUGCAUACGGAAAACGUCCGUCCAUCUCAGUGGGUCAAAACGCAGACAUUGCAUACAUGCACAGAUCCGAAUCGUAAAGUGCCUUCAUACCGCCUCUAA